This is a messenger RNA of Balaenoptera ricei (Rice's whale), 5120 nucleotides long. It is a transcript of the gene SATB1, whose product is annotated as SATB homeobox 1. NCBI's taxonomy places the organism in Eukaryota, Metazoa, Chordata, Mammalia, Artiodactyla, Balaenopteridae. Gene Ontology annotation, molecular function: DNA-binding transcription factor activity, RNA polymerase II-specific; RNA polymerase II cis-regulatory region sequence-specific DNA binding. The record is from RefSeq and is a predicted model, not a curated record. The coding region runs from base 1774 to 4146 and encodes 790 amino acids. Gene Ontology annotation, biological process: regulation of transcription by RNA polymerase II; chromatin remodeling. The transcript is spliced from 13 exons.
GACGCGGCGGCGGCGGAGCCGGCCCCGCUGGGGAAGGGCUCGGGGCGGCGGCGGCGGCGGGCGGCCCGGAGGAGGCUGCGUGCUCGGGGCUGGGGCUGCGAGCGGGGUGACUGUGUAUUAAAAUGAGGAGGAGGAAGAAGAGGCAGCCACAGCGGCGGCGGCGGCAGCAGCAGCAGCAGCGGCGGCGGCAGCAGCGGCGCGGAGGGCUGCAGCCCGGCCGGACGCGCGGAGCCGAGCGGGGCGCGGCGGCGGCCACCGCGCCCGGGAGGAGUCCGCUCCGAAUUUGAUGGGGGCAGCGCCGGCGGCGAGGGGGAGAGCGGAGCGGCCCCGUCCGGGGACCCGCGCCCGCCCGCACGCACACACACCGCCGCGCGCGCGCCGCUCCCGGGGCCACCCGGCGACCGCCGGCCUCGUCGCCACCGCAGCAGCCGUGGCCGCCCUCUAGCCCGCCCGGGGGCCCAGGCGACUCCGGGGGGGCGCCUCCCCCCCCCUCCCCCUCCGCUUUCGGGAAACUCCUGCUCAGUUGUGUCGGGGUUUCUGGCUUCCUUUCCCCCCAAGUCCUAGUGCCAUUGUGGGGCUCGUUGUUUAUUUACCUCGGACUCCGGCUGAGUGAGAGCUCGGCGACUUUUUGGGGGGAGGGGGUGGGGAGUCGGUGGCGGCGGAGGCGGCUGGGGUGCCUUCCGAUCCCCCCUCCCCUCCCCCCAACCCUCUUCCUCGGCCUCACUCUCUCGGCUCCCCAGACGCUCGCAGCCCUGCGUCCAUGGGCAGGGAGGGGGUCCUCGGGGCUGUCGUCAGCGAGGGCCGAAUCAAAAGUGGCAUUUUAAUGCCUUGCCGGGGCUUUUUCCGCGACCUCCUGCCCCCCACCCUCGCGGCCCCCCGGUAGAUGCCCUGGUCGGGGGCGCGAGGCUGUGGGAAGAAAGUUGAAGGUUUGUUACUAUCAGGAGCAAUUGUUGGGGAGGGGGAGGGGGCGGGGGCGAUCGGAGGGGAGGCGAGCCGGCCUUCCCCUCCCUGCGUUCUCCGGGGUGCCUGGAGAAUAAGAUUACAAGUGACAGCCAGAAGUAGACUUUCUGUCCUCACACCGAAGAACCCCAGCGAGCAGGAGGGAGGGAGGGAAGCGAGGGGAACCUUUCUUGCCUUUCUGGAGACCUUGUCCCCAGUGAUUUUUUUUUUUUUUUUUUCUUUUUAAGAGAAUCCCCAGUCACCACCUCGCCUCCCCAGCACCGCCACAGUGUACUGCUCUUAACGGGUUUUGCUUUGUUUUUACGAUUCUCCCCCCGCGAACGAAUCACUUGUCAGAUCAAUUUUAUCUUCUCUCUCCUCCCACUCUCCCCUCCUCCCCCAUCGAAAACCCCGUUCUCUGAGGUUAGACAUUUUACAAACCAUAUAUGUUGUUUUUCGAAUUGUGAUUUUUUUUAAUUUAACCCCUCUCUCCCAUGGCUACUUUUCCAGACGUUUAUCGGCCCUUCCCCCGCUUAGGGGGGCGGGGGUAAGGGAAGAGAAAAUAAUACAAUUUCAGGGGAAGUCGCCUUCAGGUCUGCUGCUUUUUUUUUUUUUUUUUUAAUUAAAAAAAAAAAAAAAGGACGUAGAAAACAUCAUUCUUGAACUUCUCUUCAAGAACCCGGGCUGCAAAGGAAACCUCCUUUGUUUUUGUUAUUUAUAUGCUGUCAAGUUUUGAAGUGCUAUACUUGUAAAUUCUUGUUCUAAAAGUAAGCCCAUUCCCCCGCAGCCCCUCCCCAGUUAGUUUUGCUGGUGAUCUUUAGAGAGUAACUGAGUAUGGAUCAUUUGAACGAAGCAACUCAGGGGAAAGAACAUUCAGAAAUGUCUAACAAUGUGAGCGAUCCGAAGGGUCCACCAGCCAAGAUUGCUCGCCUGGAGCAGAACGGGAGCCCGCUGGGAAGAGGAAGGCUUGGGAGCACAGGUGCAAAAAUGCAAGGAGUGCCUUUAAAACACUCGGGUCAUCUGAUGAAAAGCAACCUUAGGAAAGGAACCAUGCUACCGGUUUUCUGCGUGGUGGAACAUUAUGAAAAUGCCAUUGAGUACGAUUGCAAGGAGGAGCAUGCAGAAUUUGUGUUGGUGAGGAAGGAUAUGCUUUUCAACCAGCUGAUUGAAAUGGCCUUGCUGUCUCUGGGUUAUUCGCAUAGCUCUGCUGCCCAGGCCAAAGGGCUAAUCCAGGUUGGAAAGUGGAAUCCAGUCCCACUGUCUUAUGUGACUGAUGCCCCUGAUGCUACGGUAGCAGAUAUGCUUCAAGACGUGUAUCAUGUGGUCACAUUGAAAAUUCAGUUACACAGUUGCCCCAAACUAGAAGACCUGCCUCCGGAACAGUGGUCCCACACCACCGUCAGGAACGCGCUGAAGGACUUACUGAAGGAUAUGAAUCAGAGUUCCUUGGCCAAGGAGUGCCCCCUCUCACAGAGUAUGAUUUCUUCCAUUGUGAACAGCACUUACUAUGCAAAUGUCUCAGCAGCAAAAUGUCAAGAAUUUGGAAGGUGGUACAAACAUUUCAAGAAGACAAAAGAUAUGAUGGUGGAAAUGGAUACUCUCUCUGAACUGUCCCAGCAAGGUGCCAACCACGUCAACUUUGGCCAGCAGCCGGUCCCAGGGAACACCGCGGAGCAGCCCCCAUCCCCCGCGCAGCUCUCCCACAGCAGCCAACCCUCUGUCCGGACCCCUCUUCCCAACCUGCACCCUGGGCUCGUGUCAACGCCCAUCAGUCCUCAGUUGGUCAACCAGCAGCUGGUGAUGGCUCAGCUGCUGAACCAGCAGUAUGCAGUGAACAGACUUCUAGCCCAGCAGUCCUUAAACCAACAGUACUUGAACCACCCUCCCCCUGUCAGUAGAUCUAUGAAUAAGCCUUUGGAGCAACAGGUUUCCACCAACACAGAGGUGUCUUCCGAAAUCUACCAGUGGGUACGUGACGAACUGAAACGGGCAGGAAUCUCCCAGGCAGUAUUUGCACGUGUGGCUUUUAACAGAACUCAGGGCUUGCUUUCAGAAAUCCUACGAAAGGAAGAGGACCCCAAGACUGCAUCCCAGUCUUUGCUGGUAAACCUUCGGGCUAUGCAGAAUUUCUUGCAGUUACCGGAAGCUGAGAGAGAUCGAAUUUACCAGGAUGAAAGGGAAAGGAGCUUGAAUGCAGCCUCAGCGAUGGGUCCUGCCCCCCUGAUAAGCACACCGCCCAGCCGCCCUCCCCAGGUGAAAACAGCUACCAUUGCCACUGAGAGGAAUGGGAAACCAGAGAACAAUACCAUGAACAUUAAUGCUUCCAUUUACGACGAGAUUCAGCAGGAAAUGAAGCGCGCUAAAGUUUCCCAAGCUCUGUUUGCAAAGGUGGCAGCAACCAAAAGCCAGGGGUGGCUGUGUGAGCUAUUACGCUGGAAAGAAGAUCCUUCUCCAGAAAACAGGACCCUGUGGGAGAACCUCUCCAUGAUCCGAAGGUUCCUCAGUCUCCCUCAGCCUGAACGCGAUGCCAUUUAUGAACAGGAGAGCAACGCGGUGCAUCACCAUGGCGACCGGCCGCCCCACAUUAUCCACGUGCCCGCAGAGCAGAUUCAGAGCCCCUCUCCCAAGACCCCUGGGAAAGGAGAGUCUAGAGGCGUUUUCUUGCCAGGCCUGCCGACCCCUGCACCGUGGCGUGGUGCUGCUCCGCAGCAGCCGCAGGCGCAGCCGCAGCCGGCGCCGCCCCCCGCGCAGGCGCAGGUGCAGCAGCCUCCGGCCGGGCCCCGGCUACCCCCGCGGCAGCCCACCGUGGCCGCGCCCGCCGAGGCGGAGGACGAGAGCCGGCAGAAGGCGCGGCCGCGGACCAAGAUCUCGGUGGAGGCGCUGGGCAUCCUGCAGAGCUUCAUCCAGGACGUGGGCCUGUACCCGGACGAGGAGGCCAUCCAGACUCUGUCCGCUCAGCUGGACCUGCCCAAGUACACCAUCAUCAAGUUCUUUCAGAACCAGCGGUACUAUCUCAAACAUCACGGCAAGCUGAAGGACAACUCGGGCCUGGAGGUGGACGUGGCCGAGUACAAGGAAGAGGAGUUGCUUAAGGAUUUGGAGGAGAGUGUCCAAGACAAAAAUGCUAACACCCUUUUCUCGGUGAAACUAGAAGACGAGCUGGCGGUGGAAGGGAACACAGACAUUAACGCCGACGUCAAAGACUGAGAUGAAAGUCUUCUUUUCCUCCAUCAGCACCAGUGAAAUUGACUUAACGACACGGAAGGUCCACCCCUGUACUCGCUCAGCAAACCGUGUUGUCCAUUGUUUGGCCAAUGAAUCUUCAGAAACUUGCACAAACAGGAAAAUCGAGAAAGGAUGAUACAGACUGCACUAAGCGUUUUGCUCUUUUACAAACUGCUUGGCAGCCCCAGGUGAAGCAUCGGAUUGUUUGGUAUUAAAAAUGAAAAUUUGUGUUCACGAAACACACCCAGGUGUGUACCCCGUAAGCAUGAUACCAGUGAUUUUUUUUUUUUAAUUAUUAUUCUGGAGCCUCAAACAAGCAUUAUAACUUCUGUGAUUAUUAUUUCCUUCCUUUAAUUAUUUCUGUAACACUUCACACUGAUCUUUGGAAACUCGCCCCUUGUUUUAAAAAGAAAAAAAAAAAAGAGUUUGUUACUCUAUUGUAUGUUACAAAAGAACUAUAGACUGUGGAAUGCAGUUAAAAGAUGACAUAUGCCAACAAAUGCCUUGUAUUAUAUGGCACUGCCGUAAUUCAAAUUUGUUUUUAUUUUGGAAAUAAAAGUUCACUGUAAUUUUUUUUCAUUCUCAUUGUUACAUGAUUUUUUAAAAAAUGAAAAGAAAAUGUGAAACACAGUUUAGUCCUCAUUAUUUAUUUGUAGAUCCUGCAGCAUCAUGUUGUAAUUAAUUUUUUGGAAGUUUCCGUUAAAUGUAAAAUUCCUUCUCUUGUUACCAUACUGAUUCUUUUCUAUUUAUAAAUGUAUUUUGAUGGGCAGUAAAACAAAGUGUCUUAAAAGUUUUAAAUAGAUAAAAUGUGCUUUACACAGUUGCCUAUAAAAAGUGCUCUAUGUUAUCCAAGCAAUUCAUACUAUAAGCUUCACUCUUAUUGUUGUAUGCAAUUUUUACUAUCAUGCAAAUAAGCUUAGGUAAAUAAAACUAAUAGAUCACCUUAGAAAAUUAUG